AUGAUUCCCGGCCUUCGCCUGCUGCAUCUCAGCCGUGGCUAUGCCACCAAACGGCCAGCCUCUCGGCUCAAGCCAACGAUAAGUCUUGAUCAUUUUCUCCAAAGAACAAAAGCACUGGCUUUAUAUCGAACCAUAUGGCGACAUACCGGGCGCAUAGCCGAUCCUCAGACGAGAGCCGAGUCUCGCAGAUAUGCCCGCGAUGAGUUUGAGCGACAUCGCAACGUCACAGACAUUUCUCACAUCAGAUACCUUUUAUCAAUAGGCAAGACGGAAUGGGAAAGUAUGGAGAGGUAUAUCGGGGGUAUGUAA
Trichoderma atroviride IMI 206040 is the source of this 309-nucleotide messenger RNA. RefSeq lists its product as uncharacterized. NCBI's taxonomy places the organism in Eukaryota, Fungi, Ascomycota, Sordariomycetes, Hypocreales, Hypocreaceae. Gene Ontology annotation, cellular component: mitochondrion. The record is from RefSeq and is a predicted model, not a curated record.